Sordaria macrospora k-hell is the source of this 714-nucleotide messenger RNA. RefSeq lists its product as uncharacterized. Gene Ontology annotation, biological process: proteasome regulatory particle assembly. Gene Ontology annotation, molecular function: protein-macromolecule adaptor activity. Lineage: Eukaryota; Fungi; Ascomycota; Sordariomycetes; Sordariales; Sordariaceae. The record is from RefSeq and is a predicted model, not a curated record.
AUGUCAACCUCCACCGAAUCCCUCCCCAUAACCCCCCAGGCUUUCGCCGCAGCUCUGGAGGACCUCCCCGUCUCGGCCCUGCACCUCAAGGUCCUCGAAAUCUACAACUCCAUCGCCCACCUCAAGUACUCCAACGAGCAGCUGCGCCCCUUUGCGGAAGGCAUCGAGGCCCCUCUUGGCUCCAGCAGCAGCACCGGCGAGUCAGCGCAAAACCAACCCGACCCGGACUGCGUCGAAGCCAUCCGCGAGAACGAGCAAGUCAUAGUCCGUAUGGAGGAGCGCGUCCAGCUGGUCAAGAACGAGGUCGAGCGCAGGGGACUCAGCUGGACCGAAUUCGAAAGCAAGGAGGAGGUCGAGGCUGCUGCGGCGAGGAAUAGGGCUCGCGGACCGGUGGAGACUGGUGAAGACUCGGACAACGAGGAGGAGCAGCAGCAGCAACCGAUGACAAAUGGAACUUCGACGACAACAACAACAACACAGCACCCCGCUUGGAUGGAUGGGACGUUCCAGACUGGAGUGAUUAGAAAUGGAGAGAUUGUCAUGGACGAUGUUGCUGGAUCGAGUAGACAGCAAGAGCAACAAGGUGUUGGUGCCGCCACUGGCGCUGGCGCUGGUGGUUCGCUAAGUGAUGAGGAACUUAGGAGGAGGAUAGAGGAGCAACUACGGGACUUGGGAGGGGAAGGUGACGAGGAGGAAGGUGGUAUGCACCUGUGA